CAAAAUUCAAAACAUUCGAAUCUUCUAAGCACGUAAAGGUCGUUAGUGAAAAUGAGCAGAAAUCCCUACUUCUCCCAACCUGCCUGAUAAAAACAACUCUGUCUUUGGUUUAUAUUCAAAGCAUUGAUAUUUUUUUCAUUCAUUCUACGAUCAUAUAAAAUCUGUCACAUAUCGUGAAACGAUAAUCGUUACGACCAGCGGCAAAUGAUGUGUAACUGAAUUGCAUAUUUUUGGUCGUAAAUCUACAUUUUACACACAGUGGCAGCUUCUCAACAGGAGAAGGUCCUUUCUAGUGUUCGUGGAAAAGUGUCUUUUCCCAGUGUGUUUUUAGUGACCUAAAUAUUGAGUACUUUCAGAAAAUGAAAGCUGACUUCAGUACUUUUUUGAUAUUCUGCAUCGGCGCUGCUACUUUUGUGGGCCAAGGAAUCAAUACAUUUUUCCCCAGCAUUGAUUUGACAACGGAGGAACUAAUUCGAAGCUAUGGUUAUCCCGUUGAGAUUCACGAUAUAGCUACAGAAGACGGUUACAUACUCAGCAUGCUGCGUAUACCAAGUGGUAAAAACAGCAAUCGCACCAACAGUAAACCAAUCUUACUCAUGCACGGCUUGACUGGACAGGCUGAGAAUUUUGUACUGAACGUGAUGAACAAUGCCAGUUUGGCGUUUCAUUUGGCGGACAAUGAUUAUGACGUGUGGUUAGGAAACAGUAGAGGAAACACUUACGGAAGAAGACACAAAUACUUGACUAUCGACAGUGGAAAAUUCUGGAAUUUCAGUUUCCAUGAAAUCGGAUACUACGAUAUACCAGCCAAAAUCGACCAUAUACUGGGCAUAACAGGACAUGACCAGCUUGAAUACGUCGGACACUCCCAAGGUGGAAUAGUAUUUUUCAUCAUGUCCUCCCUGAGACCACAAUAUCAACAAAAGAUCAAGCUGGCCUCUCUUUUGGGUCCAGGAGGAUACGAAAACCAUUUCACCAACCCAUGGCUCCUCCCUUUCACCUUAGUACCGGACGAAUUAUACGCACUCUCGCAAAACAUCAAGGUGUACGAAUUUCCUCCCAGGGAAAUUUUCAUGGUUUUGCCCAUGAUUUGCCAGAACAAGAUGUUUCGCGAUAUUUGUGUGAUGACGAAUUAUUUACUUUUUGGGAAUUCUGGAGAAUUCAAUGAGGAAAUGAUGCCCUAUGUAGCUAAACAAGUAUCCAGCGUCUCAGUCAAACAGCUUCUUCAUUUCGCACAAAUUAUAGCUUCUGGGCACUUUAGACCUUGGGACUACGGCCUUGAAGAAAAUAAAGUUAUUUAUGGACGUGAUGCACCUUCUGACUACAACAUCUCUAGUAUCAGUGUACCUACAGCAAUGUACUACAGUUUAGGAGACAAUUUGGCAGACUACAAGGACGUUGAAAACAUGUGUGGAGCCUUGCAAAACUGCGUAAGGAAAUUCCUCAUGCCGAACAAAAAAUGGAAUCAUGUAGACUUCCUUUUCUCGAAAACAGCAAAGAAAGAACUCUAUGAUCCCCUCAUUGAAUUCUCUGAACAAUAUGACUCAUGAUUUAUGAGCAAUGUAAUUUAUUUGUACAUAUUUGUAAUGUCCAUAGACAUAAACUAAUUUAUUUUAUAAAUAUAGGUUUGUGAUAUUUUAACAUCAUAAGUGUAUGUAAAUAAAGUAUAUUACUUUCA
Molecule: messenger RNA, 1678 nt
Organism: Coccinella septempunctata (seven-spotted ladybird)
Lineage: Eukaryota; Metazoa; Arthropoda; Insecta; Coleoptera; Coccinellidae
Product: lipase 1-like
Exons: 7
Coding region: 360-1550 (396 amino acids)
Biological process (GO): lipid metabolic process
Molecular function (GO): hydrolase activity, acting on ester bonds
Source: RefSeq, a predicted model, not a curated record